This is a messenger RNA of Pestalotiopsis fici W106-1, 891 nucleotides long. RefSeq lists its product as uncharacterized. The record is from RefSeq and is a predicted model, not a curated record. The transcript is spliced from 5 exons. NCBI's taxonomy places the organism in Eukaryota, Fungi, Ascomycota, Sordariomycetes, Amphisphaeriales, Sporocadaceae. Bases 1 to 891 code for a protein of 296 amino acids.
AUGUACGUCUCAAAAGUUGCUCUCGCGGUGACCGGUGUCAGUCUUGUCACUGCUGCUCCUGUCAUUGAAAAACGUGCAGAAAUCACAGAUGCCGACAUCCUCAACUAUGCCUUGACACUGGAGCACCUCGAAGACACCUUCUACCGUGAAGGUCUUGCCAAGUAUUCCGAACAGGACUUUGUAGAUGCUGGAUUCGAUGCCACUUUCUACGCAAACCUGAAGGAGGUUUCCAGCGAUGAAGCCAGCCACGUCAAGUUCUUGACAGCCGGUCUGACAGCUGCCGGUGCCACACCCGUUGCCGAGUGUACCUACGACUUUGGCUACACGGACGUCAAGAGUUUCCUGGCCACGGCCUCGAUCCUCGAGGGCGUCGGCGUCUCGGCCUACCUGGGCGCAGCCGCCGACAUCAUGUCCAAGACAUACCUCACGGCCGCCGGCUCAAUCUUGACCGUCGAGGCCCGACACUCGGCCUACCUCCGCUCCAAGCUCGACAAGUCUCCCUUCCCUCAGGCUUUCGACGCUCCCCUGACCCUGGACGAGGUCUACUCCCUCGCAUCGCCCUUCAUCACAUCUUGCCCGGCGAGCAACCCCGCCCUGCCCGUCAAGGCCUUCCCAGCUUUGUCUCUGGACCCCUCCACGGCUCAGCCCAUCAAGGCUGGAGAUGCAGUGACCCUGUUGACACCCGGUUACACCGUUCAGGGUGCACCGGUCUACGCUGCCUUUAUCGCCGUGACUGGCCCUACCUUUGUCGAGGCCACGCCUGUCGACGGUGGUUUCUCCGUCGUGAUCCCCGAGGGCUUCGCCGGUCAGACCUAUGCCGUCCUUACCGGAUGCAACGAGAGCGUCACCGACGAGACUGUCGUCGCUGGCCCAGCUCUUAUUGAGAUUUGA